AUGCUGACGCCACUUCGGUCGGUGCGGCGUCUGCCCCUAGCGGGAGACGCCGCCCUGGCAAGGGCAAGGGGGGCAGGGGCGCUGGAGGAGCGAGCGGGGGCGGUGGAGGUGGAGGUGGAGGCGGUGGGGGGAGUGGGGGUGGCGGUGGGAGUGGAGGUGGGAGUGGAGGGGUCGGUGGCGGCAGUGGAGGCGGAGGCGGCGGCGGCGGUGGCGGUGGGAGCGGAGGUGGCGGAGGUGGCGGCGGUGGAGGAGGCAGCGGAGGCGGUGGCAGUAGCGGAGGCGGCGGAGGCGGUGGGGGUGGCGGUGGAGCUGGUCGCGGGUCUUCGCAGAGGAGUGGCUCCGGUGGUGGCUCGCGCCAGCAGCAGCAGCGCGGUCUGGUGCUGA
This is a messenger RNA of Closterium sp. NIES-65, 384 nucleotides long. NCBI's taxonomy places the organism in Eukaryota, Viridiplantae, Streptophyta, Zygnematophyceae, Desmidiales, Closteriaceae. The record is from the annotation of a GenBank genome assembly.